Molecule: messenger RNA, 3990 nt
Organism: Pyricularia pennisetigena
Lineage: Eukaryota; Fungi; Ascomycota; Sordariomycetes; Magnaporthales; Pyriculariaceae
Exons: 2
Coding region: 1-3990 (1329 amino acids)
Biological process (GO): microtubule cytoskeleton organization; post-chaperonin tubulin folding pathway; tubulin complex assembly
Molecular function (GO): GTPase activator activity; beta-tubulin binding
Source: RefSeq, a predicted model, not a curated record
AUGGACGCACCCGAGGAAGAUCUGGACAUCAAGCUCCAGAAGAUCUCGGGCGACCUUAUCGCCGAUUUUGACCGCUCCCUGCGGCCGCUGCUACGGCGUGCCGACGGCACAGUGCGAAGCCGGGUCCGAACCCGCGAGGCGCUCCGCCUGACCAUCUCGCUGCUCGACCCGUUCCAGGAGCUGCCGCAGCUCCUGGAUCCGUACCUGGCCGGCUGGUCGCAAGCCCUGGCCGAUGCGUUUCUCGAGUACUACGACCGCCGCCGCCGCCGGUCCACCGCCGCGCACAACAAGGCGGCGGGGCAGGAGGGGCAUCUCAUGUCCCUCCCUGCCGCCGUCUGCAGGAUCAUGUACACGCUGUGCAAGAUCCGUGGGGAAAAGGUCGUCGUGAGGCUGCUGAGCGUCGAGACGAGGUACUUGGAGCUGCUUCUUUCCGUGCUGGAGGAGUCCGAGAGGGCGGCGGCGGCGGCGGUGGCUGCUGCUCCAAAUGACACCGGGUUCGGCUCGCCAGAGAAUAGCAAAUCCGAGUCUGACAUCUCAAGACUCUGGACGUGGGAGGAACGCUACGUCGUAUUACUGUGGCUAUCCCACCUCUUCCUUGCCCCCUUCGACCUGGCGUCCAUCUCCUCUGUUGACCUGCACGACGAUGAACUGCCCGAGAUUCCUGGACUUCAGUGGCCGCCCAACGUCCCCGGGAUCGCAUUGCGGGUGCUCCCAAUGGCCAUCAAGUACCUUGGUUCGCCAGGAAAGGAGAGGGACGCGGCAAAGGCUCUCCUGGUGAGGAUAGCCAUGCGCAGAGACAUGCAGGAGCUCGGAAUACUCCAUGCCCUCCUACAAUGGGCGCUCUUUGCGCUACGGCCCAGCACCAAGGGCGCCGGCGGGGCUGCCGCAUCACCCUACUACUACAUCGGUGUGCUAUCGUUUCUUGCCGGCCUGCUGGCUUCCUCUGCGGACACGUCCGACAUGGACAGAUACCUCAAGACGGUCUUCUACACAACGUACAACAUUUCUUCCAAUUCGGAUGAUGUUUCAAAGCUGAUUGCAUCCUCGGCCCUCGCUCGCAAGAUAAUUAUCAAGAUUGUGCGGUCCAUUGCAAUUCUGGUUCUGCGCAGGACGUCUACCUCGACUGCCGCCUCGCUCAUGGACGACAAGGCCAACACCGUCUUGGUGGAGACAGCUGUUGGACAUGCGCUGGAUUUGCUUUCUGACAAUGACACUCCCGUCAGGUUUGCGGCUAGCAAAGCGCUGAGCGUCAUCACUCUACGGCUGGAACCGGAGCUCGCAUCGCAGGUUGUCGACGCAGUCUUGGAGGCCCUGGAACGCAACGUCUUGUGGGUAAAGAGCCCGGGCUCAGGAAGUGGUGACGCUACAACCCCAGCGCGACGGACACGCGACAUGUCACUGGUUGACCCCCUCGAAUGGCACGGUCUGAUGCUCUCCCUGUCGCACCUACUGUAUCGCCGUUCGCCUCCCGCCGAGAACCUGGCCAAGAUCAUCCAGGCAUUGCUUACAGGCCUCUCGUUCGAGCGCCGUGGAACAUCCGGUGCACCUAUGGGCACAAACGUCAGGGACGCAGCUUGUUUUGGCAUCUGGGCACUUGCCCGGCGGUACACAACAGUAGAGCUACUCGCCGUCCCCGUCGACUCGUUCUGUCCCAGUGCACCGCACGGCAGACCACCGUCCGUCAUCCAGGUCCUUGCCACGCAGCUCACGGUCACCGCUUCCCUCGACCCGUCCGGCAACAUCCGCCGCGGCUCCUCGGCGGCCCUCCAGGAGCUGGUGGGUCGCCACCCCGACACCGUCGAGCAGGGCAUCUGGCUCGUCCAGACGGUCGACUACCACGCCGUGGCCUUGCGAUCGCGCGCCACCUCCAAGGUCUCUCUCGGAGCGACAAGGCUCUCGGAUCGUUAUGGCGAUGCGGUCCUGGAGGCGCUCCUCGGCUGGAGGGGUAUCGGCGAUGGCGACGCCGCGGCGCGCCGUGUGGCUGGCUCUACGUUUGGGACGGUCACGAGGGAGCUGGCUGUGUCCGGGACGGCGGGCGCAAAGCCGCUCGACAGAGUUCAGCGAUCCAUCGACAAUCUUUUUGACCGGAUCAGCGAGCUCCAGAACCGAGAAGUCGAGGAGCGGCAUGGCUUGCUGCUCAGCCUUGCAGCUGUCCUUGACACCAUCCCGGAGCUGCUCGGAGAUGGACUCGGAGCUUUUACGACGCUGGCUGGCCACACCUUGCAAAGGCUUGCGACGCUGUUGGACGUCUGUGUCAAAACCAAUUUUCGUCGCCCGGAGCUCGUUGCUGAGGCAGCCAGCCUGUUGAUUGUGUCUUCGUUCCCACUACUUCAGAUAGUUGCUACAGAUCCGACAGUGGCUCAUGGAGAAACAUCACUAAAGUUGCUGCCUGGCGCUUACGUUGCCACCCCCGCAUUUUCGGCAGACGAGUUGAUAUCAAUCAAAAAGACGGUCAAAGAGGCUAGAUCCAAACACACACAGGAUACAUGUUUACACGAAUACCUGCUGGUUGUUCAAGCAGCUGUGAACGAAUGGCUAGGGCGUUCAGAGCAAGAAGUCAUCGAUGCUGCAUCUGUGGCAUCACUAAUAUUACUGAUAUUCCUUGGUGAUGGUGAGCGGGGAGAGUUGGAAAGCGCCAAGAGCCUGCUUGCCAAAUGGGCACAGCUGGCACGUCAAAAGCCAACCUCGUCUCGGGCAGGCAUUGGGGCCGGAUACUUUUUCGCCUUGACCAUGGCCCACCGUGUGAUUCCCCGUCCGGGCCCUCAACCUACAGAGGCAUGGGAUGCCGAUGCCACAUCUAGCCUUAUCACGGGGCCACUGGUGGAUCGUUGGAGGGCGGAUGCCAGCACGGAGGUGCGCGUCGCCAUCCUCCAGAGCCUGACGGGAUCAGGGAGCAGUUUGUUGCGAGAUAACAUGUCAACACUGUUGGUUCUCGUCACGGAAGGUCUAGAUGACUACACCGUCACCGCUCGCGGAGAUGUGGGAUCCCAUGUGCGGCUGCAGGCCAUCAAGGUCACCAAGGGGCUCUGGAAAGCCAUCGAGGGAUCAAGUCCGGGCGACGAGAAGCUCGAGGUUGCGUUCCUGACCCUGUUUCCCAAGAUUCUGCGGCUGUCGGCGGAAAAGUUAGACAAGGUGCGAGCCGAAGCGCAGACUACAUUGGCGUUGGCCCUGAACGAGAGCUGGGCUCUCAAGCUCCGGAGAUCAACCUACUCCUCUCGUCCAUACCACAGCUUCCUCCUCAACCUACCCACCACCACCUCUGAGCGGCUGCACGCGUCCGUCUCGGCCGCGCCGGCGCUCGUCGACACGGACGGGUCCCGGUGGAUGGAGGAGCUGAUGACGGGGUACGUGACGUCGGCCGACGCGGGGCACGAGGACCUCGUCAUCGCCAGCCGCGGCGCGCUCGCGACCUACUGCGCGCGGUCCCAGGAGAACCUCGACCGGGCGUGCGGGGCCCUGGCGCGCUGUCUCGCCAGGCUCUCGCGGCAGCAGCCGCAGCCGGACCGCGUCGUCGUCCCCAUGCUUAACGUCACGGCGUUCCUGUUCCACGUCGGCGUCUUUUCGCGCUGCAGGGAUGUCGACUACAAGGCGCUGUGCCUCGCCGUCCAGCGCUGCGGGUACAAGACGGGCAACGUGCGCAAGCUCGAGGCCUGCGUCAGGGUCUACGGCGCCGUGGCGGGUAUGGGGGUGCAGGGGGAAGGAGAGCGGCAGCAGCAGCAGCAACAACAUCAACGUCAAGGUCAACAGCAAAUGGAAGGCGUGCGCGAGGCGAGAAAGAGGCUCGGGGCGCUCCUGCUGCACCCCUGGCCGAGGGUUAGGAGCUUCGUCGUGGACGAGCUGUGGGUUCUGCUCUCGGACGAGCGGGACGAUGCCUCGGCCGCACGGGAGGGGGGCGACAGCAGCAUGGCGUCGAAGCUCAAGGGUGUGGACUGGGGCGGUGCGGGAAAAGAUGCGGUCAAGGAGCUUGUGGAGCAGCUGGGACUCACCUAG